Myodes glareolus (Bank vole) is the source of this 1954-nucleotide messenger RNA. It is a transcript of the gene Drc9, whose product is annotated as dynein regulatory complex subunit 9. Gene Ontology annotation, molecular function: protein binding. Gene Ontology annotation, cellular component: sperm flagellum; cytoplasm. Lineage: Eukaryota; Metazoa; Chordata; Mammalia; Rodentia; Cricetidae. Gene Ontology annotation, biological process: sperm axoneme assembly; cilium organization. The record is from RefSeq and is a predicted model, not a curated record.
AGUUGUAGUCGACUAAGAAAAAGGGCAAAGGGCCUACCAAAUGGGGGCGGGGAGGUCUGCGCGUUGCCAUAGCUACGCCUUAGUUUAGGUCCCGCCUCCUGCCGGGCUGGUAGAAAGCCUACAUGGAGGAGCAAACUGAGCACGCUGACUCUUGUGUCUGUAAUUCCUGCACUUGGAAGGCUGAAGUAUGAAGAUCGCUUUGUGUUUCAGGCCAGUCAGAGGUACAUAAUGUGUACAAUGAUAUCCUGGGCUACAAAGUUACUGCAUUCUUGUGAAAUUAUAAAUCUACCUGUGAGGGCAGCAGAACUAACUCAGGAAGAAUGGAGGGGGACCAGUUGGAAGCCUUGGACUUCCCUUCAGAAGCUUUGCACACUGAGGUGACCAUGGUGGUGACGGGAGAGCCGCCUGGUGCCAUCGAGGAAGAGCUAGAUAAUGAGGAAGAGGAGGAAACCUCCUCGGAAGUCAUAGAUUCACUGUCCCUUCUGGACGUACUGAGGGUGUCUGCAAUUAUGGAGGACGUCAUCGACCAGCUCUCUAUCCUGGGCUACAUCAUUCCCGUCCAGUACGAAAGAAAGCAGAGCGUCCACCAGAAAUCCAGCCAUGAAAGAACAUCCAUGGUCGCCAGUACAAGGGAAACAUCUGCUUUGUUAACUAAUGAAAAGUUCAUGGUGCCAGAAACCAAACACCGAGGCCAGGAUUUUAUCUUAAAAAAACCUACACGGCAGACCAUGAUGACUCUGGAGAUACUGAAGAAAAUUCAGAACGACAGGCAGUACUUCAGUGACGUGAUCGCAAAUGCCUUGAAGGAGAUGCAAGAGUCUGGGUCAUUCCAGAGUCUCCUGGACGCCUUGGGAAAAGAAAGAGAUAGCAAAAUGAACUUCCAUGAAGUCAUCACCAGGGAGGAAAAAGGAAGAAGAAAGAUAAAAUUUCUUCAGAAACAGCUAGUUGAUGUCAAAAAGGAGCGUCAGAUGCAAGUACAGAAUGGGAACGAAUACAUUGCUCACCUCAAAGACCAGCUACAAGAGAUGAAGGCCAAAACCAACAUGGAGAACCUUUAUAUGAAGAGAAACACUGAGCUGCAGAUUACCCAGACCCAGAAGAAAUGUAACAGAGCCGAGGAACUCUUGCUGGAGGAGAUUGAGAAACUGAGGAUGAAAACUGAAGAGGAGAACCGAGUCCAUAUGGAGAUCGAAAUGUUCCUUAAGAAAGAGCAGCAGAAACUUGAGGAGAAGCUAGAGUUCUGGAUGGAGAAAUUUGAUAAAGAUACCGAAGCAAAACAGAAUGAGUUGAAUGCUCUCAAGGCUGCCAAGGCCACCGACCUGUCACACCUUCAAGAACUUGCAAGGACGAUCCGGGAGUAUGAGCAGGUCAUUAUUGAGGACAGGAUAGAGAAGGAGAAGACCAGGAAGAAGCUGGAGCAGGACGACCUGGAGCUGAAGAGCAUCGUGAAGCUCCAGGCCUGGUGGCGAGGAACAGUGGUCCGGAAGGAAAUUGGUGGUUUCAAAAUGCCCAAGAAAGAGAAAGAUGACAGCAAAGAUUCCAAAGGCAAGGAGAAGGAAAAACGGAGAGGCAAGAAGCGAUGAGUACCUGCUGUUCUCUCCUCUGGUCUCCAAUGGACAAUGUGACAGAUGCCGUCACAACACUCACCUGUGGCUUGCCAUCCAGGACGCCUCGGAGUUCACUAGGCCCAUCACCCUACUUUUCAAACCCCGAAUGGGGGUUGUAACACGGCUGUAGGGCCUCUUCAGACUGUGCACUUUGGGGAAAGAAGUGUUGAGCAGCUUUGUGAACAUUCUUUCUCACGAGAAAACAGUUCAUCGGCUUACAGCGAUGCACUAAAAACUCCCGUGUAAUAUUUUAUUCUGAUUUUAUGCCAAUAUUGAGGGAGAAUUAUCAAGGUUAUUUGCUAGCAAAAUAUGUCUGCACACGGUAGUUAAUUAAUAAACUUUGGUUU